Messenger RNA from Stylophora pistillata, 813 nucleotides. RefSeq lists its product as uncharacterized. NCBI's taxonomy places the organism in Eukaryota, Metazoa, Cnidaria, Anthozoa, Scleractinia, Pocilloporidae. The record is from RefSeq and is a predicted model, not a curated record.
AUGACAAAUACCGAAGACACAAAGUUAUACACACAGUUAACAACCGUUGAUGGUUACAAUCCCAAAGAACGUAUGAUCUUUUCCAAACCCAUUUCGGGAGAAAUUCCGGACAGCAAACCAAAAAUCGAGUUCAAGAGAAUCAACAUUUCUACUCUCAAUGAAGACGGGACAGAAGGUGAACUCAUUCUUCCCACAGAACGUCUGUAUUCAUUUGGUAUUUCAGAAAAUACGAGCCAAGAGACCGGCAAAGUCACUGGUUACACAUUUCUUCUGUGCUUGUGGAACCGCGAUGGAGCCACGGAAGAAGAGAAGAUUUGGACCGAGACUUUCAAUAGCAUUGUCGAUUGUUGCAUAGAUCACUUGAUUGAAAAUCGCGAAGAAAUCGACAUGUUUGAGCUGGAACGCAGUGAUCUGACAAAGUCUAAAGGUGGUUUAAAUCCUCUCUAUUGGAAAAUGGAAAAGGUCUUAAAUGAAAAGACAGGAAAGAUUGUUCAACAAAAAGACCCCGAUCGCGGCCCGACCUUGUAUGCAAAACUGAUUUACUCAAAAAAGACAAACAAGUUUCGCACGCAGUUUUACGAUCUAAAUGAUGAACCGAUAGAAGCAGACACGUUGAUGGGAAAAUACUGUCAUGCAAAAUGUGCAAUAAAGAUUGAGUCCAUUUUUAUUGGUGCUCGUAUUUCACUGCAGGUCAAACUGUACGAGGCUGUUGUAGAACCCGCUAAAACGGGAAUGAAACGUCUUUUGCCUCGUCCAAAUGCCGAAUCUGUGGUAUUAGAGUCUGAAUACGCAACAGCUGCAGAUCUUUUGUAA